ACCAGAAAGAGGGUAAAGGAAAACAUGGCUAUCGCCAUACUCAGCUGACAACGUAUUUUGACGAUUCCGCGGCGUUUGCUUUUCUGGUCCCAUCUAGUGAAACUCAUAUUAUUGCCGUCUGUCUUACACGAGUGAUUUAAACGAGGCCAUGGGUCCUGUCAGGAAAACCGAUGGCGCCAGCAGUAGCAGCGGUGCGGAAACGACCAAACCGUACACCAGACGACCACAAGAUGAAAGGUGUCGAAAGCGAUUGCGCGUUGAGAGAGAUUCUGACGACGACGUGCAAAUAAUAGAAGACGAAGAUACAGGAUUGCCUUCUGGCAGAACUGGCCAGAAAUCAUCAAACAAAGAGUCUGCUGCAUGUAAAGAACCUGAAACAAGUGGAAAAAGUGGUUGGUUUAAGAGUUCUAGUACUAGUAAUAAGAGUAAAGCUGAACACAAAGGAAAAGGUCUCAAGAACGAAAGUACAUCAGCAGCCGAGGAGGCUGGCCCAUCCACCACAAUGGUAGACUACUACAAAGUUCUUGAGAUACAACGUUCUGCCACAACAACAGAUAUCAAAAAAUCAUACCGACGACUUGCCUUAAAAUGGCAUCCUGACAAGAAUCCCGAUAACCAAGAGGAAGCCACUAGUCGAUUCCGUGAGCUGUCUGAAGCAUAUGAGGUGCUAAUUGACGAAAAGAAACGAAAGAUUUACGAUCAGUAUGGUAAAGAGGGACUCCUCAAUUCCGGUCGACCUGCCAGCGGGCAUCAUAGAUCACGUUGCGAUCAUGGUGCGAAUUUUGGAGGCUUUGAUUCCUUUGGGUUCGGGUCACCGUUCGACUUCGGUUUUGGCUUCACUGGCUUUGCUUUCAGAGAUCCAGAAGAAGUAUUCAAAGAAUUCUUCCGUGGUGAUCCUAUGGCUGAUCUCAUGGAUGAUUUCUUCGGAAAUGAUCCAUUUUUUGGAGGCUCGAGGAACAGAAGCAACAACAACAAUCGAGCUCAGAGACCAUCUGUUAGUGGUGGAUUAUCUCGGCAACCCAACAACUCUCUCGCCAGUCCAUUUUUCUCGCCCAUGGGUUUUGGGUUAGGUGGUCCUAUGGGUCUGAGCAACUUCUUCGGUAUGCACGACAGUAUGGGAACUGGCGGGGGGGGCUCGGAAUUUUUUUCAACCACCACGUUUGGCGUCGGAGCCGGUGGACAGCCCGUCCCCGCCGUCAAACGAACUUCGACUUCUACACGGGUUAGCAACGGGAAAAAAAUCGUCACGAAAAAAGUCGUGGAGAAUGGAGUAGAAACGGUCACGGUCAGUGAAAACGGCGUACUUAAAUCGAAAACCAUCAAUGGUGUUUCUCAGGCUAUUGCAUACUAAUGUCAUAAGAACUUCAACAGAAAAUAAGAUUCUUUCCACGCAUGACAGAUCUACGAUUCAACUGUGGAAGGAAACGUCUCAAGUUUUCUCCGAUCAUAUGUGUAUUGUAAAUAGGUCCAAAGGCAAAGAUGAAGAACAAAAGAAAAAAAGGAAAAAAAAUUACAUUUAUGUAAAAUGGGGAAAUUGUUGUUGGUUUGAGAGCAGGGAAUUAUGUCCUACUCGUACUUGCUGAUGAAGGAAAAAAGGAACUGUUCGCUGCUUUCUUGGUUUGUAAAAAAAAACGCGUAAGUUGAAGAGAAAUUUUAUUCUCUGAAAAUUAAAUUCGCAGAUCGUUACUGAAAUAAUUGGGUAAACGUGUAUGUCGGUUGCCCUUUCUCGCAACCUCAUGCUUCUUUUUUUUGUCGUUGUCUUCUUUCUUUCACGUGCUCCACCCAAUUCGGAGUAGCCUAAAAGCGAAUUGAAAAUUUCCUUGCAUAAGUGAUCUUUCAUGGCUACUUGCACCAUGUUUCCCCUGAUGACGAAAAGACUGUGGGAAGAAAAUAGCACAGCAUUUCUUGUAUUCUUUAUUAUUUUUACUUACGCCAAUACAGCGUGCUGAUAAUUA
Messenger RNA from Daphnia magna, 1955 nucleotides. It is a transcript of the gene mrj, whose product is annotated as dnaJ homolog subfamily B member 6-A. Bases 149 to 1351 code for a protein of 400 amino acids. The transcript has 5 exons. Gene Ontology annotation, molecular function: protein folding chaperone; protein-folding chaperone binding. The record is from RefSeq and is a predicted model, not a curated record. Gene Ontology annotation, cellular component: nucleus; cytoplasm. NCBI's taxonomy places the organism in Eukaryota, Metazoa, Arthropoda, Branchiopoda, Diplostraca, Daphniidae.